UAAAAGCAAUGCCAUUCGCAGGAUAUUUGUUUUUGGGUCUGAUAUUUCAUUAUGUUCAGCGAAACAAAUGCCUUCGUUGUGAUGGACCAAAUGGUACAAAAUGUUGCUCAGGAUUUCAGUGGAAUGUAAAAUUGGGAAACUGCAUAGAAUGUAAAGCUGGUUAUAUGGGAGAAAAUUGUUUCUAUAAAUGUGCUAGUCCAUAUUAUGGAAGAAGAUGUCUACAGAAAUGCAAUUGCCAAGGAAAGAUGUGUCAUUUUAUCACUGGAUGCAAUGUGUUAAAAACCAAUACAACAGAGUAUACCUCUGUAAAAGUAACAAGAAGUCAAAGAAGGAGAGGAAUUUAUUCAACAGAAUUACAAGAAGCUAUAAUUGAUAUAGAAUACGCAACUGAUAGUAUGACAUCAAAGACUGGAAAUUUCAAUCACAAAGAAAAACAUUUCAAUAAUUUUGAGACAAUAUCUAAGGAGAGAAUAGAAUUUAUUUACAGGAUGAUGAUUGGCCUAUGCGCAAUCACAGCCUCAUCAACAUGUUUAACAUACCUUCUAAUCUGCUAUUACAGGCAAGGUCUCAGAAAAUUCCUCUCUUCUUCGAUAACCCACGAGAGGAAUUUGAUAAAUGCUCGACAAUCUGAUACUUGUCUGGAACAAAAUUCAAACACUUCGAGCAAAAAUCUAUACAACUUCCCAGCCUGUCGUCAUUCGUAUAUGGGUACAGUGUCUACGAAGUUGUCUUUCCAAGAAGAUAAUGGCAGAUUAUCACUGAAACUUAAUAUGGAGAAGGAAAACCAUGCAUUUAUGGAAGAAAAUACAAAGGAAUAUUUACAAGGAUAUGGAGAUCAUUUCAAGUUUGAAGAAUAUGAGCUGACAAAAACUAAUGCUCAUUCGCAAACAGAUAACUAUCUCACACCAAAAUCAGCAAAGAUUAAAGAUAAAGGCGACCAAAAAGGAUGUGAAUCAUACCUAUCUUUAAAUCGCACAAUACCUGAAGAUGGAAAAAUUGAAAAGUGUGAUGCUGAGAUAGAAUUCGAUGAUCUGAAAUAACAUAAAAAGCUUAACACAAUGUUUUUAAUCAUAAUGUUUUUUACAGGUACAACUAUUAUAUCUCAUUUACUUCCUUCUCCUCCAUG
This is a messenger RNA of Saccostrea cuccullata (small rock oyster), 1126 nucleotides long. RefSeq names its product protein draper-like. The transcript is spliced from 4 exons. The coding region runs from base 9 to 1040 and encodes 343 amino acids. The record is from RefSeq and is a predicted model, not a curated record. Lineage: Eukaryota; Metazoa; Mollusca; Bivalvia; Ostreida; Ostreidae.